Messenger RNA from Ochotona princeps (American pika), 6135 nucleotides. RefSeq names its product centrosomal protein 170B (gene CEP170B). The coding region runs from base 214 to 4869 and encodes 1551 amino acids. The transcript is spliced from 19 exons. The record is from RefSeq and is a predicted model, not a curated record. Gene Ontology annotation, molecular function: protein binding. NCBI's taxonomy places the organism in Eukaryota, Metazoa, Chordata, Mammalia, Lagomorpha, Ochotonidae.
CGCGCGGCGGGGCGGGGCGGCCGCCGCAGACGUCAAGGCCCCGCCGCGCGAGGCCGCGCUGCCGUGGGCUCGGCCGGGGCUGCCGCGAGCGUGCGGGCGCGCCGGGCAUGUCCUAGGCGGCCCCGCGCUGCGCUCGGCCGGGCCGAGCCGGGACGGAGCCGGGACGGAGCCGGGGCCGCGCCGCAGAGCCGGACGGGCCUGGCCGGUGCCAAGAUGAGUGUCACGUCAUGGUUCCUGGUGAGCAGUAGUGGCACGCGGCACCGGCUGCCUCGGGAGCUCAUCUUCGUGGGGCGUGAUGAGUGUGAGCUCAUGCUGCAGUCCCGCAGUGUGGAUAGGCAGCAUGCCGUCAUCAACUACGACCAAGAGAAGGACGAGCACUGGGUGAAGGACCUGGGCAGCCUGAAUGGGACGUUUGUGAAUGAUAUACGCAUCCCAGACCAGAAGUACGUCACACUGAAGCUUAAUGAUGUCGUCCGUUUCGGCUACGAUCCCAACAUGUAUGUGCUGGAGCGGGUGCAGCACCGUGUGCCCGAGGAGGCGCUCAAGCAUGAGAAGUACACCAGCCAGCUGCAGGUGAGCGUCAACGGUGCAGCUCCCGUGAGGGGUGAGGCUCAGCCUGAACCCCCACUCUACUGCGAGUCCUCAAACCCCAGGCCGGACAAGGGGGACCGCAGGCCAGGAGCAGAGGCGGCUGCCUACCGCACACCCCUGUAUGGGCAGCCCUCGUGGUGGGGGGAGGAUGACGGCGAUGGCACACUGCCCGAGGGCCGGCACCAGGAGGAACCCUGCCAAGAGCACCCAAAGGAGCCACUGCCACUGCCAGUGGCUGACUCAGAGCCUGAUGGCUCCCCAACUGGCUUCCGAGCACCCGCUGAACCUCCGGGCUACUCGUUCCGGCGCGAGCCCAGCUACUUCGAGAUUCCCACGAAGGAGGCCCCGGAGGCACAGGCGCAGGCGGUACCCAGGGGUAGCGGCGGGGACUCAGAGGUGGCCCCUGUGGUGCAAAGCCAUGCUUCCUUCACCAUUGAGUUUGACGACUGCAGCCCAGGCAAGGUGAAGAUUAAGGACCAUGUCACCAAGUUCUCAAUGCGCCAGCGGCGGCCCCCGGCCCGGGAGCCCACGGCUGUAGAGGUGGUCUCAGCUGAGACCAAGGUUGCCGACUGGCUGGUGCACAACGACCCAAGCCUGCUGCGGCGAGCGGGGCCCGGGGAUGACCGCCACAGCACUAAGAGCGACCUGCCUGUCCGUAGCCGCAGCCCCAAGGGCCACAAACAUGAGGAUGGCACGCAGAGUGACUCCGAGGAUCCCCUGGCCAAGGCAGCGGCGGCGGCAGUGGCCGGGGCUUCCGUGGAGCCGGGCACAGAGCAGGUGCGGCUGCAACGGCAGAUCAAGCGAGACCCCCAGGAGCUGCUGCGUAACCAGCAGGCCUUUGUCAUCGAGUUCUAUGAUGAAGACACGCCCCGCAAGAAGCGCUCGCAGUCCUUCACGCACACCCCACCCGGUGAUCCCAGGGCCGACAAGCGCCGUGGUCCCUCUGGGCCAGCUGAGAGGGACCGGGCAGCCCCAGGUGCUGUGGGACCCCAGAGGGCCAGCUCACUCAAACGUGAGAAGACUGAGGAGAGGCUGGGGGGCCCCGCUCCCGCCCCCCGCACCCCUGCCCGCCCCUUCGGCAGUGUGGGGCGCCGCUCCCGCUUGGCGCAAGAGUUCAUGGCCCAGUGUCUGGGGGACGGUCCCCCAACCACCCGGCCUGGGCCUGAAAAGGCACCCCCCAUCCUGCCUGCAGCCCUGACACCCCGGGGGCCCAGCCCUGCGGUGUCCCCUGCCCCCCAGCCCCCUGGUGCUGCCCCCCAGCUGCCCAGGGCAGGCAGAGUAGAGGAGGAGGACAGUCUGAGUGAUGCGGGCACCUACACCAUUGAGACCGAGGCACAGGACAAGGAGGUGGAAGAGGCCCGUAGGAUGAUCGACCAGGUCUUCGGAGUGUUUGAGUCCCCUGAACUUUGCAGGGCGUCUUCGGCCGCCUUCCGCCCAGUUAUCAGGGGGGACCGGGAGGAGCCCAGGGAUGCAGCCGUAGCCCAGCGUGUGGCCGUGCUGCAGGAGUUUGCUGCUCGGGUACCAGGCGUGGCACCCUCAGCAGAGCACCAGGGACCGCAGCUGCCUGGCUCUCCUGGAGCUCAGAAGUGGGUGUCCCGCUGGGCCAGCCUAGCUGACAGCUAUUCGGACCCCGGACUGGCUGAGGAGGGCCCUGGACACAGGGCUGGGGAGUCGGAGGGGACCCCGCACGCACGCACACGGAGGCUGCUCCCCCAGCUGCCUGGCGACAGGGCGGACGGCCCUGUAGGCCCCGAUGCUGCACGGAGGAGUGGGCCUAGGCCGCCCGAGCUGGGCAGCGAGCCAAGUGGCUGCCUUGUAGGCCGGGAGGACGUCGACCCCGACAGCCUCAGUGACACCAGUGGGUCUGACGGUAGCCGGGGCCCCGAGCGGGGCCAGGAGCCGCAGGAGGGACUGGCUUGGUGCCAGGAGCGACACUUAUCGCGGGCUGCCAGGGAACCGGCCCCCACCUCCUUCUUCAUCGGAGACCAGAACGGGGACACCACUUUCCCUAGGAAACCAGCGGCGGCUCCCGGGGAGGCGGGGGGUGCCCCGGCCAGGGCUGGCCUAUGCAGCAGCAGCAGCAGCGACAGAAAGCUGGCCCUCCAGCUGCGGGCAGGACGAUCCCCAGAGCCGGACAGCCCCGGCCUGGCCCUGCCCAGGGAGGCCUCCUCCAAGGAGCCGGCCAGUGGCCCUCCAGCCCCUGAACAGCCCUUGCGCGUCUCCAGCCACCCACUCCUGCAGGACCUGGCCGCCGCCCGGGCCUCCCGGCUGGACGUCCCCACGCAGGACACACAGCUCCUGUUGAAGGACACUGAGACAGCCCUGGCUGCCCUGGAGGCCCGCCUGUUGUCCAAGACUGCCGAUAGUGACGGGGGCGGCAUGCCUGGGCCCCCCGAGGAUUCCUUAUCUGGGGACUCUGAUGUGGACACGGCCAGCACCCUUAGUCUGCUCAGUGGUAGGAAUGGACCCAGCCCCACCACACCCCCGGCCCUGGGGCUGCAGAAGGAGAAGCCGCCAGCCACACUGGACUCGGGCAGCGCCCGUGGAAGGCCCUCCGCAAAGCAGCCUCGCCCACCAGGCCCCACGGACCCAGGCCGCGGGGAGCCAGCCCGGCACCCGGCUGUGCGGCGUGGCCCUGGGCCCCGGGGAGCCCUCGACUGGCCGGAGGACGAGCGUGGUCCCAGCUCAGACCACGAGGCACCUGAGGCCACGGGGGCAGGGCGGCCAGGUGUCACCCGGAGACCGGCGGCCCCACCGCCACCCCCAGCCCCCCGGGAGGAGCCAAGCCGCAGUUCCACCAGUGCCCAGAAGGUGCAGCAGGCUCUGACCCGCUCCAACAGUCUGUCCACACCCCGGCCCACACGGGCUUCCCGGCUGAGGCGCGCCCGGCUCGGGGAUGCCUCGGACACUGAGGCUGCGGACAGUGAGCGGGGAGCCCUGGGCAAUCCCGAGCCUGCGGGCCGGCCGGCUGCUGAACAGACCAAGAAGCUAUCACGCCUGGACAUUCUGGCCAUGCCCCGGAAGCGGGCAGGUUCCUUCACAGGACCCAGUGACACAGACACAGGCCCCGCUCGUCCCGGCUUCUCGGGCCACAGUGCAGAGCUGUGCCGCACCAACCGCAAGCCCACCAUGGCCGAAGCCCGGGCCAUUGCCCGGAAGGCCGCUGCCACCAGCACAGCCACCUCAAGUCCCCGCCAGCCCUUCAGCAGGGCCCGCCCGGGUAGCGCAAGAUAUGCAUCUAACCCGCGUCGCCGGCAGCAGGGUUCAGAUUGCACGUCCACUUCCGAGGAGGAGUACGGCUCCCAUCACGGCUCCCCCAAACACACUCGCUCCCAUGCCUCAACAGCCACGCAGACGCCGCGGGCUGGCAGCUGCAGCCGGGCUCGCUCGCGGCCUCCCGGCCCCCGGGACACAGACGAUGACGAGGAGGAACCCGACCCGUACGGCUUCAUCGUGCAGACGGCUGAGAUCGCAGAGAUUGCCAAACUCAGUCAGACACUGGUGAAGGACGUGGCCAUCCUGGCACAAGAGAUCCAUGACGUGGCUGGGGAGGGUGCUGACUCCCUGGAAUCUGGGGGGCCCGCCCGAAGCCCCUCUCUCGGCAGCGUGCCCAGCACCCCUGCCUCCACCAUCUCUGCCCGGGAGGAGCUGGUGCAGCGCAUUCCGGAGGCCAGCCUGACCUUCCAGAAGGUGCCCCCUGGGUGCCUCAACUCCCGAGACUUUGACCAGAACAUGAACGACAGCCGGGGGGAGGACGCGCUGGCGAACAAGACGCGGCUGCGGAACCAUGAAGAGGUGAUCUUCGAUAACCUGAUGCUGAACCCGGUGUCCCAGCUGUCCCACGCCAUCCGCGAGAACACGGAGCAGCUGGCGGAGAAGAUGAAGAUCCUCUUCCAGAACACGGGCCGGGCGUGGGAGGACCUGGAAGCCAGAAUCAACACUGAGAAUGAGGUACCCAUCCUGAAGACAUCCAACAAGGAAAUCAGCUCCAUCCUGAAGGAACUGAGACGUGUGCAGAAGCAGCUGGAAGUCAUCAAUGCCAUCGUGGACCCCAGUGGGAACCUGGACCUGCUGGCCGAGAACAGGGGCUGUGGGGGCGCCACCCAGCUAGGGCUGGGGAGAGGCCGCGUGGCUGCCCAGAGCCCAUUUUCACCAUCCUCGGCGGACGCCCUGCUGCCCAGCCUCACUGCCAGGAGCCGCCCGCCGCGGGCCAGCUGCGGGCCGCCUGGACGCUCGGAGCCUGCCUUUCUCUCUGAUGCUGAGCGGUUUCUGAUCUAGCCACAGGCCAGGCCGGGGCUCCUCUUUUGUGUGUGCCCUGUGCCUGCCCGGCUGCAGGUGGCUCCCCGUGAGGGCCCCACAGGUGCCAUGACCCUGGGCGGGUGCCCCCACACCCAGGCCCCCCAGCCCUAGACACCGCCUGUCCUGGCCCCCACUCCUUUCCACUGCUGUGGUGUUUGUCUUAGCUUUAGGGAAGGCGGGAUCUGUGCCAUUGGAGGGCCCCCAGGGCCAUGGCCCUGUGUUCGGAGCAGGAUCGGCUAGAGGUGGUGAUUCAGUGCCAAAACCCCAUGUUGGGAGGGCUGGGGCUGCUGCCCUGUCUCUCCCCAGGCCUGACUUCAGCGGCCGAGAUCCCGCUGCUCAGAACCUUAGGUGCCAAUACAGGCACCAACCCCAAGCUGGGUGCUGCCCCAAAGGAGCCGGCCUGGGUCAGCCUGGGCACAGCCCCGUGAUACACACGGCUGUAGACAUGGCACUGCCACACGGGUCCACACACACAUGGCUGAAGGUGUGCCCAGACAUAGCCACAUGUCAUACACGGCUGAAGGCAUGCCCGGGCACUGCUUGCUGUCUCAGGGGCAUCCCGCUAAGGGCUCCCGGAGGCCUGGGUGUGACUGGGCAGUCUCCCCCACCCAUAGACCUCAGCCAUGCUCCUGAAGGCUGUAGACCAUCUGCAACGUACCCCUGCACAUAAGGCUUGUGGGGUGGUCCUGCCAUCCCAGCUCUUCCAGCAGGGAGGAGUGAGCAGAGGGUGGCCCCUGCAGGGCUGCUAAGCCAAAGAGCCCAUUGGCUGUGGUGUGGGACAGGCGCCCAUCCCCCGGUGUGCUUGCAAGUGCUGGGCCUGCUGCAGGCCCAGUGGGCGAGUCUGCUGUUUACACUGAGCUGUCGAGUGCACGAGUCCCGUGUGCCUGCGCCCCAACUGCCUGGCACGUGUGUAUAUGUAUAGGGGAGGGUGGCCGGGUGCCCCUGUCCCCAGGAAGCCUGCUGUCCAUUCGGAGGAGGCACUGGCCAUGGCCCGCCCUGCAUGUCCUAGCCGGAAGCUGGCUGCCCGCUCCAUCAUCCACCCUGGGCAUCACUGUUCACUUUGGUUGUUCAUGAAUCCGUGCUCUCACAUUGAGUUCUGCUCCCGACCCUGGGACUGUCGCCCCACAGGCUUCUGGGAGCCACCCUCACACGUUUGUUCUCAGGUGGUCUUGUGCUGUCUCUCUGGAAAGUUAUUUUAUAUGAUUUGUCAUGGAGUUUGUUCUAAUAAAUCAUUCUGUCACAUGG